AUGCCAUCAUUAUGGGGUAGUGCUAGCGAGGGGGAGGGGGACGUGGUCAGCAGCCGUGAAGAUCUCCUAACCCUCCUUCGAGUUGGGUCCAUGCUGCUGGCCGUGGGACAGUUUCGCAAGAGCGGCCCUAGUUGCCGAAGCUCCCCCCAAUUGACCCGACGGAUGGCAUCUUUUGAGCCCAACGACAUCGGACACAGCUUCGCCGAUGGGAGCAGUUCCACGAAUGACUAUCUUCCCCGCGGGUCGCGCGAUGCGCGAAAGCUGCAGGGUCUUGCCGCUUCUGCGUGCGAGAUGACGAUCCGACGGUUUCCCAGCUUCUCAUGCAGCUCCUACUCAGUCUCCGACUUUGACCCCUCCCUCAAGGGCUCCCUUCCUGCCGACUUCCAAUGGGGCUACGCGACUGCCGCAGCACAGGUCGAAGGAGCCUGGAACAAAGAUGGCAAAGGACUAUCGAUCUGGGACACCUGGUGCCACGAGAAACCUUCGCGAAUCAAGGAUGCCAGCACCAAUGAAGAUGCUGUUCGAUCCUACGACUUCUACAAACAGGAUGUGGCCCGCAUGAAAGACUACGGUGUCACAGCAUACCGUUUCUCGUUGGCGUGGAGUCGCAUUAUUCCUCGGGGCGGCAAAGAUGAUCCGAUCAACGAGCAGGGUAUCGAAUAUUACAACAAGCUCAUUGACGAGCUCCUGGCCAACGGCAUCACGCCAUUCGUCACGCUAUUUCAUUGGGACACACCGCAGGAACUCCAGGACCGCUACGGCGGCAUGCUUGACAAGGAAAGAUACACGCCCGACUUCGUGCGGUAUUCGCGCGUCUGCUUCGAAAGAUUCGGUGAUCGUGUGAAAAAUUGGAUCACAUACAACGAGCCAGGCGUAUACACACUUGCGGGCUACGCGGCGGGCGUGCAUGCACCUGGUCGCUCUAGCUACCGCGAAAGGAAUGCAGAGGGAGACAGCAGCACGGAACCUUUCAUCGUCGGGCACACAGAGCUGGUGUCCCACGGAUACGUGUGCGAUCUGUACAAGAAAGAGUUUCAGCCUGUUCAGAAGGGUACGAUCAUGAUUACUCUCCACGGCAACUGGUCUGAGCCAUGGGACGAGAAUGAUCCAAAGGAUGUCGAAGCUGCGCAGCGUGCCAAUGAGUUCCAAAUCGGCUGGUAUGCCGAUCCACUCUAUGGUAAAGGCGAGGUGGACUAUCCUGCUUCUAUGCGCGCGCAACUAGGAGACAGGCUGCCAACGUUCACAGAGGAAGAGAAGAAGCUCAUUCGAGGAAGCUCCCAAUUUUAUGGCAUGAACUCGUACAGCGCCUUCUAUAUCAAGAACAGAGGCGACCAGCCUGCUGAUAUCAACGACCACAAAGGCAAUGUUGAAUUUCAUGAUACCAACAAGGCGGGGAAAAGCCGCGGCAUAGAGAGCGAUACCCUGUGGCUGAGGACAGCUGAAUGGGGGUGGGCAAAGCUGCUACGUUGGAUUUGGAGCCGCUACGAGACGCCCAUCUACAUUACUGAGAACGGCACCACCGCCAAGGGCGAACAUGACUGGGUACCCAAGGGCCCUAACGAUGUUCUUGAGGAUCCGCACCGCGUUGACUUCUUCAAUAAGUAUCUGACCGCCAUUGCCAAGGCAUCGCAAGAAGGGAUUGUCAUCAAAUCAUACUUCGGUUGGACCUUUACGGACAACUGGGAGUGGACAGCUGGUUACUCGGACCGUUUCGGCGUCACCUGGGUGGACUUUGAAGCACCAAAGAAGACUCGAUAUGCAAAGCGAUCAGCAUACUUUGUCAAGGACUUCUUCGCCCACCUGAUCAGAUAG
Molecule: messenger RNA, 1812 nt
Organism: Diaporthe amygdali
Lineage: Eukaryota; Fungi; Ascomycota; Sordariomycetes; Diaporthales; Diaporthaceae
Product: Beta-glucosidase 1B
Exons: 3
Coding region: 1-1812 (603 amino acids)
Biological process (GO): carbohydrate metabolic process
Molecular function (GO): beta-glucosidase activity
Source: RefSeq, a predicted model, not a curated record